Molecule: messenger RNA, 465 nt
Organism: Vicia villosa (hairy vetch)
Lineage: Eukaryota; Viridiplantae; Streptophyta; Magnoliopsida; Fabales; Fabaceae
Exons: 2
Coding region: 1-465 (154 amino acids)
Source: RefSeq, a predicted model, not a curated record
AUGCCUCCUAGUGAUGCGCUUGAGGAGGUGGAGAAGAACCGCGAGGGACACAUGAGAUUUCACACCUUGCAGAGGAUAUAUGAUAUGAAGCUUAUAGCGGCACAUCAGGUUGCUGGUCACGAGGCAGAGACUGAUAUACACAGAGAGCGGGUGAUGAGAUAUUACUUUCUAUAUUUGAUAGACACUCAGCUCUUUGUGGACACGAGGUUGACCUACACUAACGUCGUUUACUUGACGUACUUAUCGGACAUUGCACGUAUCUGUGAGUACAACUGGGGAGCGGCUACACUGGCCUACACCUACCACCGACUGAGAGAGGGAUGCAUGUGGAAGGCGAGGAUUGUGGCUGGCAGCUGUACCCUCUUUGUGGGUUGCAUACUACAUCACUUCCCUGAUAUUAUUGGAUGGGGAGAGAUGUCGGAUCACACCGAGGAUAUGCCGCAUGCGAGAGCCUUUGCCCCCUAA